This is a messenger RNA of Diospyros lotus (date-plum), 2398 nucleotides long. RefSeq names its product probable sugar phosphate/phosphate translocator At1g12500. Gene Ontology annotation, molecular function: antiporter activity. Gene Ontology annotation, cellular component: Golgi apparatus. The transcript has a single exon. The coding region runs from base 131 to 1207 and encodes 358 amino acids. The record is from RefSeq and is a predicted model, not a curated record. NCBI's taxonomy places the organism in Eukaryota, Viridiplantae, Streptophyta, Magnoliopsida, Ericales, Ebenaceae.
CGCCUCUCAUUUGUUCACACGCUCCACUCACAUCUCAGACUCUCUCUCUCUCUCUCUCUCCCCGCCUGUAGAUACAUUCCGUAAUAUUGGCGAUAUAGACAGAGAGAGACAGAGAGUUCCGGUUUUGCCCAUGGUGGAGGUACAGUCAUGGACGGCGCGGAGGGGGAGCAACCCGAGGCUAGACUCGCCACCGGCGGCGGACCAGUUGCUGGACAUCCCUGAGACGCCGACCGGCGAUGUACGGAACAAUAGCCACGGGAUCGGCGGCAUUGGAUUGAUCUUAUCGCCGAAUGUGUUGACGGCCGUGAUCAUCGCUUCCUGGUACCUGUCCAACAUCGGAGUACUGCUCCUCAACAAGUACCUCCUCAGCAUCUACGGCUACAAGUACCCCAUCUUUCUCACCAUGCUCCACAUGCUAUCCUGUGCCGCCUACAGCCUCGCCGCCAUCCGCUGGCUCGAGAUCGUGCCGCUGCAGCAUAUUCUCUCCCGCCGGCAGUUCUUCAAAAUCUUCGCCCUCUCUACCAUCUUCUGCUUCUCCGUCGUAUGCGGCAACACCUCCCUCCGCUACCUCCCGGUGUCGUUUAACCAGGCCAUCGGCGCCACUACUCCUUUCUUCACCGCCAUUUUCGCCUUCUUGAUCACUUGCAAGAAGGAGUCCGCCGAGGUCUACCUUGCGCUAGUGCCCGUCGUCUUCGGGAUCGUUCUUGCUAGCAACAGCGAGCCGUUGUUCCACCUCUUCGGCUUCCUCGUCUGCGUCGGCUCCACCGCUGGCCGAGCCCUCAAAUCCGUCGUGCAAGGCCUUCUCCUGACCUCCGACGCCGAAAAGCUACACUCGAUGAACUUGCUUCUGUACAUGGCUCCAAUGGCCGCUCUGAUUUUACUUCCCUUCACGCUCUACAUCGAAGGCAAUGUACUUUCGAUAACAAUCGAGAAAGCCAGGAGCGACUCUUUCAUUCUGUUCCUGUUGAUCGCAAACGGCACAGUCGCGUAUUUGGUGAACUUGACGAACUUUCUGGUGACUAAGCACACGAGCGCGUUGACGUUGCAGGUGCUGGGGAACGCCAAGGCGGCUGUGGCGGCCGUGGUGUCGGUGUUGAUAUUCAGGAAUCCGGUGACUGUGAUGGGAAUGACGGGGUUCGCGGUGACCAUAAUGGGCGUGGUGCUCUACAGCGAGGCCAAGAAGAGAUCCAAAGUUACAGCUCAUUGACCGCUAGCGAUGAAAAGAAAGAGAAUGGAUCCAUUUGGAUUUGAUUCGAUUUGGCGCCCGCGCGGGAAGUGGAGACAAUAACAAUGGUGCGAUUCUUUUAUUUUCAAUUCUUCGUACUUCUUUCCUUUUUCUAAUGCAUAUACUUUUUGCCUUGAUAAUGGAGGCAAAGAAAGAGAAUUGGGAUCAAAAGGGAAACAUUCGACCAUUUGCUUGUAUAGGAUGAUGGAAUUGGGGGAAAAAUUCACCUUGUGCUCUUUAUUCCUUGUUUUUUCUUUCCUUAUAUUAUUAUUGUUGGCUGGGGAUGGGAUAACAGACUAAAAGUCCUCUCUGUUACUUUCCCGUCUGUAACUCUACAUGUUUGCCUGCUGCAACUAAGAACACAAAUGGCUGAUUCUUCAAAUCUUAUUUUUUGUUCGAUCUGUGCGAAAUGAAUCAUUCGGCACUUAAUAUUGUCAAAUCCUAUUACUUCUUUUCGUUCUUUAUGCUCUGUUAUCGUGUAAUUACAUUGUUUUCUCCUUGUUACGAUUAGCAUUCCUUGUACUAAAAUUGAUAUUCUUUGGCUUGCUUAAACGUAUUGUGAGUGCUAAUGCUAGUGGUAUCGAGUGCAUUUGGGCUGACUAAUUCUGCUCUGUUUUGCUUGGCACCUUAUUUAUCGUCUAAUUAAAAAGGUGUUACGGCAUUAAAUCGAUAACAAAUUAUAAUCAACCACAUAUGAACACAGAAUUUUAUGUGAAAAACCUAAAUCAAGAAAAAUUAUAAGUAGAAAGAACAAAAUAUCACUAACCAAAUAUUAGUAAUACACGAGUGAUUUAACUGUAAUUAAUUCCAGAAUAUUGGGCACCUAUUUAUAGACCUAAAAUCAUAUAUAGAUAUAUACAAAAAAUUAUAUUCUGGUCAGAAGAUGAUUCAUGAGGAUAUUAUUCUAAAUGAGAUAAAUCUCAUAUAAAAUCGAAUUCGACAAUAUCAUAAUCACAGUUAAAUUCGAAGUUAUAAUCAGUGUUCUAAAAGACGCUAGGCACUAGUCGGGUGCCAGGCUGGGGCCUAGCGCUUAGGGCGCCUAGGCAGGGCCUAGAAAAAUUUGAUUUUCUUUUUAAUUGGAGAAACUUGGAAUAGAAACCUAUAUAUAUAUAACCAAUAACCUCACUUAAUAUUCAAAAUAAAAAUAACAUAUCAUGCCAUAACUGCAAAAUA